Seriola dumerili (greater amberjack) is the source of this 4802-nucleotide messenger RNA. It is a transcript of the gene tmem259, whose product is annotated as transmembrane protein 259. Bases 563 to 2734 code for a protein of 723 amino acids. Gene Ontology annotation, cellular component: endoplasmic reticulum. The record is from RefSeq and is a predicted model, not a curated record. The transcript is spliced from 12 exons. NCBI's taxonomy places the organism in Eukaryota, Metazoa, Chordata, Actinopteri, Carangiformes, Carangidae. Gene Ontology annotation, biological process: positive regulation of ERAD pathway; response to endoplasmic reticulum stress.
ACAGCAGCCGUCAGUCUCCUGUUAGCUUGUGUUAGCUUGUGUUAGCGCUGUCAGCUCUGUCAGUUCAUCUUCAGCCUCCAUAAUAAUCUCUCUGAGUCUGAGUCUGAGGCUGAGUCUGAGUCUGGAUCUGGAUCUGGAUCUGGAUCGGAGUGAGCCGGAUCAAAAUGAAAUGAGUCCACUCAUACUCCGGGACCUGCUAGCUGCUAGCCUCCGUUAGCCUCGUCUUCGGAGCCUGCUAACGGUGCUAACAGUGCUUAAACCUAGCUGUGUCGUUUCAGAGUCUGUUUAUUUGUUUGUUGUGAUGAAAACAUCGAGGACGAGACGUUAGCAUGGACACACACCUACGGAGUCAGUAACAGUUUCAGGUCUCUGUGAAGCUCAGUCCACGUCAGACCCCCCCAGAGUGAUCCAGACUCUGUAGACCUUCAUUUGAUCUGGGGUCAGUUUGACCUUGACUCUGAAGCGAUUGAGGCAGCCAUGCUGACCUAGGACCAGGACCAGGACCAGGACCAGGACCUGUGAGUUUGUGCAGCGUGAGCAGAGUAAUCCAGAUCCAGAGACCAUGUCUGAGAACCAGGCCAACAACAACAACAACGUCCCUGUAAACAACAACAACAUGGGACCCAACAGAAUCCGAAACCCCAACAUGAACCAGAACCCCCUCAUCAAUGUCCGAGAUCGCCUCUUCCAUGCCCUCUUCUUCAAGAUGGCUGUCACAUAUGCCCGACUUUUCCCGCCAUCCUUCAGGAGAGUCUUCGAGUUCUUCGUCUUGCUCAAGGCGCUCUUCGUCCUCUUCAUCCUCGCCUACAUCCACAUCGCCUUCUCUCGCUCGCCCAUCAACUGUCUGGAGGCGGUGAGGGAGCGCUGGCCCCGUGACGGCAUCCUGCGGGUGGAGAUCCAGAGGAACUCCAGCAGGGCCCCGGUCUUCCUGCAGUACUACGAUUCAGCAGCCCUCCAGGAGGAGCUGGAGGCAGAGGAGGGAGGAGGAGGAGGAGGAGGAGGAGGGGUGGGGCUCAGUCUGGCAGCGCUGCAGGAGGAAGAGGAGGAAGAAGAGGAGAUGACUCUGGAGAUGUUUGAUAACAGCUCAGUGCAGUUUGAGCUGGACAUGGAGCCUCGUCUGAAGCCCUCUUUGGUCGGAGGUGGAGCAAGAGGAGGCGGAGCAGCAGCAGGAGGAGGAGGAGUCAACGACAGCCAGGACGUCUCCUUUGCCCAGACCACUAAAGGUACGCAGCUGCUGAAGGAGUCAGUGUCUGAACUGGAGAUGAUGACCAGAGCAGUGUGGCCUCAGGAGGAAUACAUCGUAGAGUAUUCUCUGGAGUAUGGCUUUCUCCGUUUGUCUCAGAGUACCAGGCAGAGACUCAACAUCCCCGUCAUGGUCGUAACUCUGGAUCCCAUGAAGGACGAGUGUUUCGGUGACGGCUUCAGUCGUUUCUUGCUUGAUGAGUUCCUGGGCUACGAUGACAUCCUGAUGUCCAGUGUGAAGGCUCUUGCUGAGAACGAGGAGAACAAAGGGUUCCUGAGGAACGUGGUCUCUGGAGAACAUUACCGCUUCGUCAGCAUGUGGAUGGCCAGAACCUCCUACCUGGCCGCCUUCGUCAUCAUGGUCAUAUUUACUCUCUCUGUGUCGAUGCUGCUCAGAUACUCUCACCACCAGAUCUUUGUCUUCAUCGUGGAUCUGCUUCAGAUGUUGGAGAUGAACAUGACCAUCGCCUUCCCAGCAGCCCCUCUGCUCACCGUCAUCCUGGCCCUCGUCGGUAUGGAGGCCAUCAUGUCGGAGUUCUUCAAUGACACGACCACAGCUUUCUACAUCAUCCUCAUCGUCUGGUUGGCCGAUCAGUACGACGCCAUCUGCUGCCACACCAACACCAGCAAACGUCACUGGCUGAGGUUCUUCUAUCUCUACCACUUCGCCUUCUACGCCUAUCACUACCGCUUCAAUGGCCAGUACAGCAGCCUGGCCCUGGUCACCUCCUGGCUCUUCAUCCAGCACUCCAUGAUCUACUUUUUCCACCACUACGAGCUUCCCGCUAUCCUGCAGCAGAUCCGGAUCCAGGAGAUGCUGCUGCAGAACCAGCAGGCGGGUCAGGCCAACCAGACGGCCCUGCAGGACAACCUGAACAACAACCACGCUGCUGCUGCUGCCGCUGCCGCUGCCGGUCCUAGACCCACCGACACCCCCCAACCCGGACCCGCCGACACACCCCAGCCUCAGGCUGACCCCCAGCCCUCCUCCUCUCCAGCAGCAGGAGGGGGAGGGGAGGUGAGGUCAGAGUUGAACUGGGUUGCUCAGACGGCUGCCAUCAUCGCUGAGUCUCUGUCCUCCUCUGCCCAGCGCCUCCCCGACUCCAUCGAGCCCCUCCCCGUCAGCGGGGCAGGCGCAGCUGGAGGUCAGGGGUCAGCAGGAGCAGGAGAAAUCAGCGUGGUGGCUGAGUUCUGGAUGGGAGGAGGAGGAGGAAGAGGAGGAGCAGGUGGUGGUGGAGGAGGAGGAGGAGGAGGAGGAGGUGAUGAUGAUGAAGAUCCAAAUGUCGUUUCAGUAGAAAUUAAAACUACAGCAGGAGCCGACCCUCCACCCAGCCAUCCAAUCAGAGGGUUGCAGGCGGAGGCGGGGGUCUCGGAGGCGGGGCCUGUGGCUGCAGAGCCCCCACAGACAGACUGCCCCCCCCUACAGAGUCCAGGUACAAACUGGGACUGCAGACCACCACAGCAGCAGACCCCCUCACAGACCCCGUCCUGAGAGUCCAGAUGUAGUCCUGCUGACAUCAUCUCACCUGUCUGACACUGUGCCUCAGUCUGUCAGCUGAUCAGGGUGAUUAAUUAGUGAUCAAGGAGGGGUUUUCAUAUUGAUCCACAUCAGAUCAGGAUCCAGACCUCCAGUUCUGGUCUGACCAGUCACAUUGUAUUUCUAAAUUUAAACAAAUAUCUGAUUCAUUGAUUAGUUCAGUGUUUCCAACCUGAGGGUUGAGACCCUGCAGCAGGUCACAUGAUCGUUAAACUGGUCGUCAUAGAGACAGGGUUUGAUUCUGAAUCCAGUCCAGUCAAGGCCAGUCCAGUUCUUUGAAACCCAGAGAGUGAUAGAAAACAUGAAGCUGGAACCAGGGAAAAAAAUGUUAAUUAUAAAACCAGUUGAACACUCUGUUAAUGAACUAAUUGAUUGAUUGAUUAAUCUCACCUGUCCUCAGGUGAGUUCAUUCGAACACAGCUGCAGCUAAUGAUUAUCAUCUCAUUAACAGGCUCCGCUCAGUCCUCACUUCAAUUAACCUACUGUUUGAUUUCAUUUCAUGUUUAUCAGUUAAUUGAUUAAUUAGUUAAUUGCUUCAUCUGUCGAUAAAACAUGACUUUAUUUAGGGACAUGUGAGCAGAAUAUAAAAUAAGAAAUCUCUUCAGACUCACAUGAACAUGAUUCACAUUGUUUUCAGUUUGUUUUACCUCCAUACCUGUAAACACAAACACAAACACAAACUAGGUCUGACUCCUCUGACUCUCACACCACCCUGCUGCCUCAAACAUUCAAUACAGCACCAAAUGUGGAUAAAUCCGCCGCUGGAAAUAGUCCCCAACAAGGUCAGUUUCCUCCUGUUUGAUAAAAACUUCAGUGAUCAGCUGUAAGUUGUAGAAACCAAUGAGCUGAGAGCCACAGACAGAGAAGGGAAGAGUUUAGAGAUGGACCAACACAUAUAUAAAUAUGGCUGCAGACACUGGCAGUAAAUCUUCAGUUUCCUUUUGAAAUUUAUCAAUGAUUGAGACCUUAGAUCUGUAGGAACCAAUGAGCUGAGAGCCACAGACAGGAGGGAACAUACUGACAGACGGACUAACACAUUUUGUAUUUAUUGAUUAAUAAGAAAUAUAUAAACCAAAUUAAACUGAACUGAAACUGAAAAUCAGCUUCACUGAUUCCCCAGAUAAAAACUGCUGAUCGUUAUUGAUAUGUAUUGAUCAGCCCUGAUUCUGACAGAUUGAAGCACAAACUCUGAACUGUGUUGAUUUUUUGUUUCCACCUGCUUUUAUUUUGAAGAAAAAGACUCUUUUAGAACAGGAAGUUUGUUAUGGAGCAUUUUGGUGGAUCAGGACUUCCUGUCAGAACGGAUGCCUUAUCAAUAAUCCUCCGACUGUCUGUGGACGCUUCAGAGUCAACAGCAGCCGAUCAAGCUGAUUGGUUGUGCAGUAUAACGCAAGCUGUGUCACACCUUCGGCCCCGCCUCCCGGUAGAGUUCCCUGAACUCAUCGCAGUAACUAAGUCCCCUGAACUCAUGGCAGUAACUAAGUCCCCCAAGUCCCCUGAACUCAUCACAGUAACUAAGUCCCCCAAGUCCCCUGAACUCCUCGCAGUGACCUGAGUCCCAAGAAUUCAGUGGCUAACCCGGGGUAAAGUCAAACUUUGUAAUCCUGAGUUUAAAUCCCUGAAAUCAAACCAGGUUAAAUCCGAUCUGGUCCAACUUGGACCAGUUACACGGUCUGAGUUCUUGAUCCUGGACUAGUCAUUAACACCUGAUCAAUAAUGACCUGAACGCACCAUUGCCCAGGUGACCUGUGGUAAACUGGACACAGACGGCUGCCUCAUCAAACCACUGGUCUGCCUGUUGUGAAGGGGGCGGGGCCUGAGGUGUGACUCAGCAUCAGAAACAGACACUGAACCCAGCUGAUGGGCUUUGGAGGUUUUGGGGGAUUGUGAGAGUUUUUCUUCUUUGUGCCUCUGCUGGAUGGCUGUAGCCUCUUUAGUUGAUCUGAAGCCUGAAACUCAUCAAAGUGUAUUUAACUGUCCAGUAAAACCAGUAAAACCAGUGCACAACAGCUGUUCGCACCAA